Didymodactylos carnosus is the source of this 880-nucleotide messenger RNA. NCBI's taxonomy places the organism in Eukaryota, Metazoa, Rotifera, Eurotatoria, Philodinida, Philodinidae. The record is from the annotation of a GenBank genome assembly.
UUCGAACAGCACUGUUCAAGUCAAAUCUAUUCCUGACGAUAUCAGUAAAUCAUGUCAUGAUCUUUCUGCUCAGCCAAAAUUGACAACUUAUCCAAACAAUGCGGAUAAACGUUCAUUUCAAUCAAAUUGGUACAAAGAAAGACCCUGGUUGGAAUAUUCUAUAAAAAACAACAUGUGUUUUUGUUAUUAUUGUCGUCACUUUUCUUCCAAUCGAUCGAUUAAUUAUGAUGCUUUUACCACAACUGGAUUCAACAAUUGGAAAAGAUCUUUAGAAACUAAUGGUGGUUUAUUAAAACAUUCUCAAUCACAAUUACAUAUAACUUCAACUAAAAAUUACGAAUCAUAUGUUUUGCGACAACGAAAUAACUCAAAUGUUAUUAACCAAUUAGAUGCUGGUCGAGUUAUUCAUAUUCGUAAAAAUCGAGAUCGUCUUAUAAAAAUAUGUUCCACGUUACAUUUUUUAUCACGUCAAAUGAUUAGUUUUAGAGGUCACAGAGAAAACUCACAAAGUUCAAAUCAAGGUAAUUUUAUGGAACUUCUUCGUUGGUCAGCAACAAGUGAUCCUGUAGUCAAAUCAGUCUUAGAAGAUUCUGCAGGUAAUGCUAGUUAUUUGAGUCAUGAUAUACAAAAUGAAUUAAUCCAUAUUAUGGCUAAUCAAGUGCGUGAAAAAAUUUCAUCUAUGCUUCACAAUCAUAAUUACACAUUAAUGGCUGAUGAAACUCGUGACAUAAGUGGCACUGAACAACUAUCUAUUGUAAUUCGAUUUGUUCAUGAUCAAGAUUCUGAUAUGAAUGACUAUUCAAAUAUAGUAAAGGAUUAUUUUCUUGGUUUUCUUCCAUUACAAGAAUUUGAUGCAUCAGCAUUAGCAAUCAAGAUUGUU